CCCCGCCACUCAUCUCGCCCCAUCAGCUCAGGGUACGAAACAAGUACUCACAUUUGUAAAGCUUCCACUCCGGAGCUCUUUUCCACUUCCUUCCCACUCAAACCCCCUUCCUCCAACUCUCCCACCGUUCAUUGGAGCUUCAUACAUCUUCGUCCGAGUUGAAGCUUCGACAAGUCACCGCCAUCAUGCGUCUCAACCUCGCCGUCUCCCUCACGGCACUCCUGCCCUCCGUCCUCGCUGGCGCCGUCGUCGACCUCACCCCCAAGAACUUUGACGCCGAAGUCCUCAAGUCUGGAAAGCCCGCUCUCGUCGAGUUCUUCGCCCCCUGGUGCGGCCAUUGCAAGAACCUCGCUCCCGUCUACGAGGAGCUCGCCACGACCUUCCAGCACGCCGCCGACAAAGUCCUCGUCGCCAAAGUCGACGCCGAUGACCACAAGGAGCUUGGACGCAAAUUCGGUGUCCAGGGAUUCCCAACCCUGAAAUGGUUUGACGGAAAGAGCGACAAGCCCUCCGAGUACGAUGGCGGCCGCGAUCUCGAGAGCCUGCAGAAGUGGAUUACCGACAAGACUGGCGUUCGACCGAAGACCAAGGGCAAGCUCCCCAGCCAGGUUGCCAUGCUCGACAACACCUCUUUCAAGGAGAAGGUUGGAAAGGAUCAGGAUGUGCUUGUUGCUUUCACUGCUCCAUGGUGCGGACACUGCAAGAACCUUGCCCCAACCUGGGAACAAUUGGCUCUCGACUUUGUCACCGAGCCCAGCGUGUUGGUUGCUAAGGUCGAUGCCGAAGCCGAGAACUCCAAGGCCCUCGCUGAAGAGCAUGGCGUCACCUCCUACCCUACUAUCAAGUACUUCAAGAAGGGCUCCACCGAGGCGCUUCCUUAUGAGGGUGCCCGCGCCGAGAAGGACUUCGUGCAGUUCAUCAACACCAAUGCUGGUACCCACCGCACUGUCGGAGGUGGUCUUGACGCUACGGGUGGCACUAUCGAGGCCCUUGACACCAUUGUUACCAAGUUCCAGUCCGCAUAUGCCGACGGCAUUGAGGAGGCUAAGAAGGCUGCUGAGGGACUGCAGGACAAGUACGCCAAGUACUACGUCAAGGUUUUCGAGAAGAUCUCCGCCAACAAGGGCUACGCCGAGAAGGAGUUGAAGAGGCUCCAAGGCUUGAUCGGAAAGGGUAACCUUGCCCAGGAGAAGCUCGAUGAUUUGGCCAGCCGCAGCAACAUCCUCAGGAAGUUCUUGGGAGAACAGGAGAAGAGCGAGUUGUAGAACAGCAUAGAUGACGGACUGAUAUCGCACCCUGGCUGACGAUUGAUUCGCUCCGCCUUCAGGUCUGGGAUUAAAUGAGCAUGAAAAUAUUGGGACCACUUGGACUGUAUCCAUCUUUAGCGUGUAUGGCACCUAGUGUGUAUAUGUAUGGAAAAAUGACAUGGCGUUUUGCUUGACGAACUCUUUGAAAAUUGCUCGCUGAAAUGUUGUUUGAUAUGCAUGUAGCCAUCACAGCUACCUAGGGAAAUAAGAAACCCAAAACUCCUGCUCCCAUGAGUCCUGUCCCCAAUGCUCUUU
This is a messenger RNA of Aaosphaeria arxii CBS 175.79, 1562 nucleotides long. RefSeq names its product disulfide isomerase. The coding region runs from base 186 to 1265 and encodes 359 amino acids. Gene Ontology annotation, cellular component: endoplasmic reticulum. The transcript is spliced from 2 exons. Gene Ontology annotation, biological process: protein folding. Gene Ontology annotation, molecular function: protein disulfide isomerase activity. Lineage: Eukaryota; Fungi; Ascomycota; Dothideomycetes; Pleosporales. The record is from RefSeq and is a predicted model, not a curated record.